CUUGCUAUAUUCGAAAGGUUGUGUAUUCAAAGUAAGUACUCUUGAAAUCUUCCUUCCCUCCUACCUUGCAUGAGGUGUCUCAUUGACCCUUCAGAUCCUCCAUGUCCUGUAUGUGCUUACUCUCUCUCCUUCCCUCCUCACCUCAAUCCUAACUACAGGUGCAAUAGCUCUCUGUUAAUCGAUUAUUACUGUCGAAGCGAUGCCACUCACAAAUAUAUACUGAUUGAUGCUGGCAAGACAUUCAGGGAGACUGCACUUAGGUGGUUUGUUUUCCAUCACAUUCCCAGAGUAGAUUCUAUUGUUUUGACUCAUGAACAUGCUGAUGCUGUCCUUGGAUUGGAUGAUGUGCUUGCUAUGCAGCCGUUUAGUCUCACAAAUGAUACUGAUCCCAUCCCCGUUUACUUAACUCAGCAUUCAAUGGAUAGCGUCGAAAAGAGGUUCCCUUAUUUGGUUAAGAAAAAACACAAAGAAGGACAAGAAAUGAGAAGGGUAGCUCAGCUUUGCUGGAACAUAAUUGCUGAUGAUUGUAAUGGGCCAUUUUUUGCAUCAGGCUUAAAAUUGAUUCCUUUGCCAGUAAUGCAUGGAGAGGAUUAUAUCUGUUUGGGAUUUCUUUUUGGUGAGAAAAAUAGGGUGGCUUAUAUAUCUGAUGUUUCACGGAUUCCAGCUAGUAUAGAGUAUGUCAUUUCGAAAAGUGGGGCUGGACAGACAGGACAGUUGGAUCUUCUUAUAUUGGAUGCGUUGGAAAAGGUCAGGGCUUCAAUUUUCAUUAGUUGUCAGAGGGUGUGUGGUUUUUGGGGUGUAAAUAUUGUCUUACAUGAGAAUGUGUGA
Messenger RNA from Glycine soja, 828 nucleotides. RefSeq names its product putative hydrolase C777.06c. The record is from RefSeq and is a predicted model, not a curated record. The coding region runs from base 70 to 828 and encodes 252 amino acids. Lineage: Eukaryota; Viridiplantae; Streptophyta; Magnoliopsida; Fabales; Fabaceae. The transcript is spliced from 6 exons.